This is a messenger RNA of Dunckerocampus dactyliophorus (ringed pipefish), 6553 nucleotides long. RefSeq names its product C1q and TNF related 4 (gene c1qtnf4). Bases 16 to 1371 code for a protein of 451 amino acids. The transcript is spliced from 3 exons. Lineage: Eukaryota; Metazoa; Chordata; Actinopteri; Syngnathiformes; Syngnathidae. The record is from RefSeq and is a predicted model, not a curated record. Gene Ontology annotation, molecular function: protein binding.
AGAGCAGAUGGAACAAUGGGUGAUGGGCAAAAGAGCAAGGAGGGGGAGAGCAGAUUGAAAAGGAAAGAGGAGGGGGAGCAGCGGGAGAGAGAGCGAUGCAGAGAGAGAGGAGAGGCUUCUCCAAACGGCGCCGGAGAGUCGGAAGUUUCAGCUGCACGGCUCACACACAACCAGGACAGAAGACACAAGCUCACACGUAUGCAAAGAUAUAAGAUGCUGCUCCCAGCGAGCAUGCUGAUUGGCCUACUGUGCCUGAGCCAUGCGGGCGUUGCGAUGGGUUUCGCUCGUCUGUUGGACAACGCCGAAUUACGCUCGGCUUUCUCGGUGGCACGAACCAACAGUAUGGAAGGUGGACCCAAGAUGACCGUCACCUUUGACGCGGUCUAUGUCAACAUCGGUGGUGACUUUGACCCAAAGACCGGCUUGUUUCGCUGCCGAAUCCCGGGGGCCUACUAUUUCUCCUUCACGGUGGGAAAGUUCCCCCAUAAAGACUUGUCCGUGAUGCUGAUGAAGAACAGGAAUGAGGUGCAAGCUAUUGUGUAUGAGGAGAAUGCCGGAGAGGAGAAGAAGGUACAGAGCCAGAGUGUCAUGCUGCAACUGGAGUUUGGUGACACCAUUUGGCUCCGUCUUCACGGCGAUCCUCGUUAUGCCCUCUAUAGCAACACUGGACAUUACACCACCUUCAAUGGUUACCUCAUUUACCCCGACACCUACGACUACCAGACACACCAGCAGCAGCACCAUCCUGCCUACAACACCCAACAGCUCCAGCAGGACAGUGUGCCGCUGUGGAAUAGCAACCAAGCCACAGUAGAUGUUGGGUCUGAACUGAAGAACAUGAUGGGUGGGAAGGAGCUGGAGCAUCAGGUGGAUGGCGAGGAGGAGGAGGAAGAUCCGCGAUCUGCUUUCUCAGUGGGCCGCACCCAGAGUAUAAUCGGAGUGAAUCAAGUCGGCAUACCGCAGCACCAGCCGGUCAGCUUUGACACGGCGUUUGUUAACAUCGGGGAGGACUUCAAUGUGACCGAGGGGCUGUUCAGGUGUCGCGUUCCGGGCGCCUACUACUUCUCUUUCAACGUGGGCAAACUUCCCCAGAAGACUCUGUCCGUCAAGCUGAUGAAGAACCACCUCGAAGUGCAGGCAAUGAUCUACGACGACAGCCACGGCGAGAAAGCGCUGCAGAGUCAGAGUUUGAUGCUGUCGCUGAAACCAGGCGACACCGUGUGGCUGUACUCCCACCAGAGAGAUGGCUUUGGAGCUUACAGCAACCACGCCAAAUACAUCACUUUCACCGGCUUCCUGGUGUACCCGGAACUCCCUUCCACGACUAAAAUGAACACCACCAGUCCGUCACAGGCAGAUAAGAAGCCCUAGCCGCCACAGCUGGGCUACAGACUAAAUGUCGAGGGUGGAAUUCAUGCAAAUUGGUGAGCAUGAACGAUUCUCCAUGGUUUUUCCACACAUCCUCUUCAUAUGAAUUUCUUUGUGAGGUCACAGAGACCAAGCACUGGGGGCAGAGCUAGAAUUUAAUGAAUAGUUCCUUCAAUUCCAGCAGAAGAGAUCCCAAAAUGUGACUUCCUGGCCCACCAAAUUCCACCAUUGAGUGACUGUGAGUGUUCGACUGUGCAAGGAAAAUACGGUAUUUGUGUCAGUUGACCUCACAUCCAAAUUAAACAGCACCGCUGAAUUGAGUUUCAACUGCAGUUUAAUGGCAUUAAAAUACGUGUGAGAAUUUUUAAAGAUCCAAAGUGUCUCUCAGGAUCACAACCGAAGAAUGAGGAAGUUUUCAGGGCAUUGAAUCAAUCCCAACUUAUAGUUCAGGUCUCUUGGAAGACCUUUCACCUUCGUCAUUUCUUGCUCAAAGACUAGGUAGGCCAUCUCUAGCCUGACUAGAUAGGACAGCUCUAAAUCCUUUGUUGGUCAGCUAUACUCUGAUUAGAUAGGACAGCUCUAGUCAGUUCUCUAGUCUAGUCAGCUCAUACUCAAAGACUAAAUAGGGCAACUAUAUUGUCUUUAGAGAUGUCCUACUUAGUGUUUGAACAUGAACUGAUGAAGCUGGUCUGACAGGACUAGAUAGGUGAGCUUUAGACUGUCGGGCUGAAAACUAACAAUGAUUUUAUUAGUGGAUUAACCUGAAGCUUGUUGUUUUGAUUAAUGGAGUAAUCAAAUCAAUACGAAACCAAAUCAAUGCAAACCACACAAAGUUUGUCCUACCUAGUCUUUAGUCUAGUCUAGAGCUGUCCUAUGUAGCCUGGACUAGAGUGGCCCUACCUAGUUUUUAGUCUAGUCUAGGGCGGUUCUACCUAGUCUAGAUUAUUGUCUAAAGAUGACCUACCUAAUCUUUAGUCUAGUCUAGAGCUGUCCUAGCUAGUGUAGACUGGAGCUGUCCGACCUAGUCCAGAGUGGUCUUAUCUACUGUAGAUUAGGGCGGUCCUAUCCAGUAUUUAGUCUAGAGUUGUUGUACCUAGUCUAGACUAGAGCUGUCCUACUUUGUUUUUAGUCUAGUCUAGAGCUGCUCUAUCUAGUCUACACUGGGGUUGUCCUAUCUAGUCUGGACUACAGCUGUCCAACCUAGUUUUUGGCCUAGCUGUUCUACCUAGUCUAUUGCCUAGGGCUAUCCUGCCUAGUCUUUAGUCCAGUCUAGAGGUGUCCUAGCCAGCCUAGACAAGAGCUGUCCUAACUAGUCUUUGAGCAUGAGCUGAUGGAGCUUGCUCGGGUGAGCGGCGAAACAUCUUCUAAGACAACCGGAACAGUCCAGCUGCGAUGGAAUCAAUGCCCUGAGAAUACAACGACCUGGAUGAAUGACAAUAUUCACAGGCUCCCUCCUGUGAAUAAACAGUUCCGUGUAAUUGUUGCAUUCCUUUUUUCGCCCAUUCGUAUUGUAUGUAUGGUGUUUUUGCUCGUGUGUAAUGGUCUUCUUUCUCAUUGCGUCGAAAUUGAAAAGACUUUGUGAACUGUGUUGAUUGUUGUUGACAAAAUGGGUCUUUGUCAUCGUCAUGAAGCAAGCCGCCGGGGCAGCAGAGGAUAAAAAUAACUGGCUUUGGGAAAAGUUCAAACCCCAUAUCCAUCCCACGUGCGUCGAUGACCACAUGGCAUCUCCGAGCCCGCAGGAACGUGCACCGAAAUUAGGUUUCUAGUACCGGCAGCGUUUAAUUUAUUUCUUAAAAUGGGGGCCACUAAGGGGGAAAUUGAAUUUUUUUCUUCAAGACCACUUUAAUAUGCAUGUGAGUUUCAUUUCACACUUCGGGAAGAAAUUGGAAAUUGAGAUAGACCUUGACUUUAUGAAAUGACUUUCACCAUGUGAAGUGAUGCUUCCCUUUGAUUGGACAUUUUAGUCGCCCUUACCGUUAUGCUUAAGUAUGACAGAUGAUGCUGCGAGCUCUGGUUUUCUGUGUGCUGAUGAACGGUGAAUUCUGUUCACGGAUGGGGAAUAGUUUCCAGAGUACCAGUUGGCGUACAAUGUGUGAAAAGAAUAAAUACGUGAUAAUACCAAGUGGGCCGGUCGGAUGUCAAAAAUAGAAAUUUUUAUGGGCGUCCCAAUCACUCUUCACCAUUCACUGAUGGUCUCGGAACCAGAGGCAGACACAGCAAGCAGAGAUUAAAGCUAUUUUCUAACCAAUAUGCAUAUUAAAAUAAAAUGUAACUUGAUCCGUUUCAGUUUAUGACAAAAAACUUGCAUACAAAUAUCGACUUUUGGUAUAUUUCAUGGCAGCAGGGCACCGCUUACUGAAAUCUCAAUUGGAACAUGGACAAACUUGUUAUUUUUUUACAUUAAAGGCUUGAUUUUUUUAAGUCAAAGGUUUUGAAAAAAUUUUUUUUUACAUUUUUACAUGCACGUCUGAGAUUUUCAGCGUGGUUCACAAGUACCUUACCGUUUUGUAGUUUUUCUGUGCAAACAGAUAAACAGUAAUGGAAAAAAAGAUUUUGUGCACUUGAACAGGAUGCUGUAGGAAAAUGAGUGAAAUCCCUACAUCCCUAACACAGACUGAAACACUCAAAGAACCCCUCACGAAUACGUCUUUGUUACGUUCAGAAGAUGCAGACAAAGAACUUCAGCCCAGGCAGAAUCGCUGCAAUAAUAAAUCAAAAAUACUAUCAAAACACUUUGAAACACGCCACCAAAGCACAAACAUCCAGGGAUAUAAAAGCAACGAUUUGCUUAAACAGAAUUCACGCCAAAAAAAUCUAACCUGAAUUUUGAUGAGCCUCGAAAAUACUUGCUGGUCGUCAACAGAAACUUCCAUCAUCGCCCUACAUUUUCCGCUUUUACUUAAAACAACCCUCAUUAACCAUGUUUACUGAACCUACAGUAUAUCAUUUAAUGACAACACGGUAAAAUGCUUAAACUUACCUGAAAUUGGAAACAAACAAUUGCAAUGCCAGCACUGGAGAGAGCGAUUAGUGGCCAACAAAGGUUUAUCUCAGAUGAGGAACCCUGUUCCGCUCUCUUUUAUAACUUCUGUCAAAGAGGUGGUAUGAGGAGUAUAAACUUCUCUUUUAUAGUUGUUUGGGAUAUUAGUUUCAACUGUCAGUCUCAAUUUGGACAUCUAAUUGCUCCUCAGACAGAGAUUUAAAAAGUGGCAUAGCUCGAGUCGAAACUGUGUGUGAGCACAGAUAAGAACAACAGGGUGCAUCUUUUCCAAGUGAAAGGUCUUCUGAGUGUGUUAUGUCUCUAUGGUCGAUAAGCCGUACUUUGACAAAAACAGAAUGGGAAAUAUUUCAUUCCUAACACUGCAAAUCACUGUACUGCAGGGGUGUCCAAAGUUUUUCCAGUGAGGGCCACAUAGAGAAAAAUGAAAGGAUGCAAAGGCCACUUUAAUAUUUUGCAUUAUUUAGUUUUAAGUGAAAAAGCCCAUUGUUAGUAUCAACUUCACUCUGUGCUUUUUCCCCAUUUUUGCUGGGUUUUUUCAUGUUCAUUCCAAAUAUUUUAACUUUCUCUUUCUCUUAGUCUUUAUUAAUUUUCUUCUUGUAAUUUUAUGGCUUUAUUGUUUAUUCUUAAAGCUUUAUUUUGUUAUGUUUGUGUCUCAUUAUAUUACAAUUGAAAACAAAUAAUGUCUUCUCUCUUUAAUAUUUGAAUUCUGUGCUCCUAAAAUGACAUUAUUUUUCCUCAUAAUAUUAAGAUUUAAUUAUUAAUUUAUUCUCGUAAAAUUGCAACUUUUUUCUUUUAAUAUUUUGACUUUAUUGUUGUAAAAAUUGCCCCUCCCAACCAUGUCAACUUUAUUCUUGUAAAUUUUCUUCUUGUAUUAUUAUGACUUCAUUCCCACAUUUUGACCUUAUUCCCAUAAUAUUAUAGCUUUUUCCCCAACAUAGUUUCCCAAAAAUGGCAACUUUGUUUUGUUUUGUUUGUGUCUCGUUAUAUUACGAAUUUAAAAAAAAAUCAUGUCUUUUUCUUACACAAUAUUUCAACUUUAUGCUACUAAAAUGUUACCUCUCCUCAUGAUAUUUCAACAUCAUUCCCGUAAAAUUAAAACUGUUUCCUGGUUAACUCUUAAUAUUUUGAAUUUAUUCUUGUAAAAUUACUGCUGAUUUUUCCCAGUUUUGCUGGUUUUGUGUUUUUUUGGGGGGCUGUUUUCUUCUUAAAUCAUUUAUGUAGAAUGUGCUGACGGUCAAUGAAUAAACAGCCGCGGGCUGCAAAUGGCCCCUGGGCAACACUUUGGACACCCCUGUCUUACGGCCUCUGAAGAUAAUUGAUGUGAAAUGCAAUAUUUGGUAAAACACGCUCAUAGCCCAAAAUUAAAAAUGUUAUACAACACAACACUUUAGCAUAAGCAUUCUUCCUACACUGGCAAAAGAGGCACAGAGUGAGUGUUUUCUCCUGCACACAGUUUCUCGCCUCACACUGAUCUUUUUGCCACACGGGGGAUUUUCUCCUGGCACAUUUGAUGAAAAGCGGUUAUGUGGCGAGUGCCCAGUGUCACACUCCCACCACGCCGCUCUCCGCUUCCACGGUAUUGAUGAACAUUUACCCCCAUGGGUUACGUCUCAUUCCAUCCAAUCAUGUCUUCUCGGUGUAUUGUCUCAGCCUCGGUGCUUUUUCUACUCCAGUCCCAUUAAAGGACCCCUUCACAGUCUAAACUCAUGAUGGCUCCUUGAACAUGGUACAGUACAUGCACAAUCCAUGGUGUGUGAUAGAUAAGUGACUCUACCGGUCUCAUUUGAAACAUCCUCAAGCAUGUGAUGCAUGCCUGUAACUGAAAAUGCAAUGCAUUCAAAAGAUCACAGGCCCAGUCAAUGCCUGUUAUUGUUUUUUUUUUUUUUAAUAAAAAGUCAAAUUAUCUGUACAAUUACUGAUGUGUUGAGUGUCGCUGCUCUUUAUUACUGUGUAUUUACCUACUAUGUUGUACUUAAUAUGACUCUUUCAAGUCCAAGAGUAAACCCCAUCUCAAAUCUAACUUGACCUCAUAAAAUAUAUACACAGUAUAUAGACUGUGUAUACAUUUUACCGUGUCCUGUUUUGAUCAUGUGGCUUGUGUCGUGAAAACGUUGACUAUUUCUAACGUGUUAAUCCAAUUCACCAAUUUCAGCGUUUGACAGAAUAAAAUGCUUUAAAAAGUAA